CGUGCGCGGCGCUCGGCACCGGGCGCGUCCUGCAGCCGCUCGCCCUCCGCGGCCCCGGGAGCGGCCCCGGCGGCGCUGCCGUGGCCAGGCGCGGGCACACCCGGGAUGUCCUCGUCGCCCGCGGAGGAGUGCCGGUCGCCCGUGGGGCUGGACUGCUGCAGCUGCUGCCUGGACCUGGCCAACCGGAGCGGGCUGGAGGAGGGGGCAGGCGGCGAGAACAACAACCCGGGCAGCCCCACCGUGAGCAGCUUCCGGCAGCUGCGGGAGCAGCUGGUCCGGCAGAACCUCAACACCGACAAGCUGAGCUCCAUCAUGCGCCAGGACUCGCUGGAGCCCGUCGUGCGGGACCCCUGCUACCUCUUCAACCAGGGCAUCUGCAAUAGGAACAUCGACCAGACCCUGCUCUCCAUCCUCCUCCUCUUCCACAGCGCUUCCGGAGCCAGUGUGGUGGCCAUCGACAACAAGAUCGAGCAAGCGAUGGAUCUUGUGAAAAAUCAUCUGAUGUACGCAGUGCGGGAGGAGGUGGAGGUCCUGAAAGAGCAAAUCAAGGAACUGUUGGAGAAAAACUCCCAGCUGGAGCGUGAGAACAGCCUCCUGAAGACCCUGGCCAGCCCCGAGCAGCUGGAGAAGUUCCAGUCCCGGCUCCCAGUGGAGGUGCUGUGCCCUGAGGAGCAGAGCCCCGGGGUGGCUGCCCCGGCCCAGCACUCCGGGGCCUCUGCGGUGUAAGGUGGCUCUGUCCUUGGGGUGGGCAGAGCCACAGAACUCUUUCUACUUAAUCUCCUGCAAAAUCGUUUCCGCCUUCAUCUCACACGAAGGACUGCCAGACCUGGCGCUGAGCCGUGCCCCCCGGGCAGCCCUGGCCAGCCCGCAGAGCCAGUGGCCGUCUCCUGCAUGAGGAUGCUCUUCUUCAAGGGAGACGCAGGCAGCUGACCCCCCCUCCCCAUCCAACCGCCCGCCGGGUGCCAGGAGGAGACCUGUGGCUGCCCGUCCCGGGCUCUGCUGAAGCCUGGGCACCUUGGCACCCUGGCAGUGCCGGGCAGUCUUUGGCACCACGAUGGGAGCCUGCGGUUGGAAGGAGCGCUGGCCGAGCCUCGGGCCACGGCUGCACUCUGCAGGGGGGUGUCUCUUUCUGGCAAAGCCUUACGUUGGAGGGAGACCGACGUUUAGCGAGCGAAGCACAUUUGUCCCACGAGCCACCCAGGAGCCUGCUGGAACCCGACCCAGACUGAGCAGCACCGGAGGUGGCAGCUGCAGCGUAGUGCAUGGCUGAACGCACAGCAGUGUGGGGAUUACAAGGGAAAAAAAAAAAAGCUUGUUUUGUUAGUUUGGGCAUCUUCUGUAGCUGUAUCUAUGUAUAAACAUGCACACGAGCGGUGCCUCCGAGGCUGUGGGGUGCCCGCUCUGGGCCAGCCAUGCCCAUUGGAACAGCUGGGGGAUUCAAGCCAGACUGGAACGGUGAGCGGCUGUCACUGGGUGGCCAGCUGCUGCAAGUCGCAGCAAGGAGGGGACAGAUUCACCCCUCUCUGGUGUCCCACGUGAUGAAGCAGUGUGGCAGCACUGGGAGGAUCCGGACUGACCACUGGGCAGAGCUGUGAGCGGGGCUGCGCUCCAGCCUGCUGGGUUGGGAGGAGCUGGCUUGUUUUCUGAGCUCCCCCCUGUACCUGGCCUGCUCUCUGGGAAGAGAUGGGACAUUGCUUUUGAUGUCAGAAGCGGUGACACUGUUGUGUAUAUCUAGAUAGAAAUGGCAAUAAACUCUACUUUUUAUAUAUA
This is a messenger RNA of Chiroxiphia lanceolata (lance-tailed manakin), 1770 nucleotides long. It is a transcript of the gene TSC22D3, whose product is annotated as TSC22 domain family member 3. Gene Ontology annotation, biological process: regulation of transcription by RNA polymerase II. Bases 106 to 726 code for a protein of 206 amino acids. Lineage: Eukaryota; Metazoa; Chordata; Aves; Passeriformes; Pipridae. The record is from RefSeq and is a predicted model, not a curated record. The transcript has 3 exons.